Molecule: messenger RNA, 414 nt
Organism: Trichophyton rubrum CBS 118892
Lineage: Eukaryota; Fungi; Ascomycota; Eurotiomycetes; Onygenales; Arthrodermataceae
Exons: 1
Coding region: 1-414 (137 amino acids)
Source: RefSeq, a predicted model, not a curated record
AUGCGGUUUACCAUCUCGCGGGCAGCUUACCCAUCUCCCGCUCAAGCUCGUCCAGGAGCAAUAAUACCCUUAAACAUGUCCCUAGCCUCGUCUGCACCUCCUCGGCCUGUUCUUCUCAACAAGACGACAAACGCGCUGCUGUCGCCUCGAAAGCACAACUUGGAGCCGAGCAUGGGCAGUGACGAUAAUUUUAGUAAGCAGGUGACUAGGAACCAUACCCCGUCGUCUCCUAUCCAACUUGUUGGAAAGAAACGGACUAUAGACCAGGUCGAUGUAGACCAACAUAGACCUAGCACCGCCACCAGUUCGUUUAAUAGCCAGAAUAGGAGGGAGGACGAGUUUUAUAUCUACGAUGAGAGCACACAUUCCAGUAUGGAUAUUGAUAAAGAAGUAUGUUUCUCCCAUGGCAUAUGA